AUGUCUCUUCAAGCGUCGCCUCGGCAGGAAAUCAGAAGGCUGCUGAGGCGGCGAAACGUCGCUGUCGUGCCCAAGAACCAGCAAAGUCUUCUCGAGCAGCCAAGCUCAUGGGCCGUCGACUUCAAGGGCAAGCUGGAUAGUCGGGCCCAUAUUCCCGGCGACGUUCUCGAGACGGUCAAGGCGGCGUACCAGAAUGCUAGCCAAGUCCGCGACGACCAGCCAUCAAUACCCAGCGGUGCUCCAGAUGCCUUUGACUCUGUAAGGGACGAACAGGUUGUUGGAGCCACGAAAGAUGGCGGCUUGGCAUCCUCGUCUCCCGAGACCCUGACGUCUUGGGAAUCAUCGUCAUCUGAAAGCCUGCGGAAUGCAAGGCGCCAAUGGGUCCGACUGGAGAAAGAUGCGUCGCCAUCACCGGCUCAAACCCAGUUGGAGAGUGCCUCCCUCGUUCGAGAGAUGCCACCGGCCAUGGCCCCGCCUCCGUUGCCACCCCCUCGACUUGAACAAGCGCCCGUCUACGAAGAUGGCCUGGACAGCGACGAGGACUCGGAAACGGACUUGUCCCAACGUCGUGAACAAGUCGGCGUCAGCACAGCUCGCUCGCCACCGACGGCCACCCCUUCUCAGCCGCAGCAGACAUUUGAGGCGGGCGAGACGCCCCCCUGCGCCCAGAUGAGCCAGCCCAUCAUCCCAGACACAGCAGAGGCAGAAUAUCCUCCUCCUCGGUCCAGGCCUGACCCUGAGGGUCGGCGGCGUCGGCACAAGAUGAUUACGUAUGACAGCAGCCCCAUUAAGAAAGGGGCUACAGAAACGAGAAAAAUGCCAACGACGAAAGCAUUUGCCAGUGUCACGGAUAUGAGCAGUUCGCAUACUAAUUCAUCGAGCUCCAUUGUUCCGGCAACAUCAUCGAACUCUUCGGCGCUGAGUUCAGUCGUUCCCUCGAUCGAGCCAGUGGCGGAUUCGGGUCCACGAGCGCUCAGCAGCCAGUCUGGCGAAGACGCAGAGAAGGCGCCUGAGAGGGUCGCCUCCCCGCGUCCAGCGGCAGGCCUACCACCGGCAACGGAUCCAUCCCCUGUGAGCGAUCCUGGCCCUUGUUCGCAGAAACUGAACCCGUACGAGGCGUUUGCGGCCGUGUAUCCGAAUUAUCGAACGGAUCAUGCGGGGAGUCUGUGGAACUUUGUAAGGGGCUGCGUGUGCGUGGAGAUACUUCAAAAAGACAUGGCGCUAAGAGAAUGCCUGUAUGACGAUUUUAUCAGGGCCUUUUCUAGCGGCUAUCUGAAAUACGUUGCCGCCGCGGGUCCAGGUCGAGAGGCGGUCUCUGCCAUCGAGUGGUUCAGCAUGCUGCCGGGGGCACCUCUCUACAACCGCAUGGUGGUGACGAGGGGGUGCAUCGAUCAUGUGCUCCUUUGCUUCCCGAGGGAGGUUGCCAGAGCCCGCUCGAUCCUGAACAGAGAUGCGAGCGACAACAAUGCAGACCAGAAGAAGCCUCCUUCGGAACGACAGAACGGCGAACGAGUGCCCACAACCCCAACCAAGACUCCACCAUGCCCAGAGCGGGCGAGGCUCAAGGACAGGAAGGAACAAGCAGGACAGGCCCUGCAUUCGCAGCAGCGUGAGCGCACGAUGGUGCCCUCCAUUCCCCCGGCGUCGGAGAAGCGUAUUGAUGGCGAUCGGCGGACCGAAGUUGGCGCGUUGCCUUUCCAGCAGCGUGAGCGCGCAAGGGAGCCUGCGUUUGCCCAGAGGUCACUACUUGCCCCGGAGGUGGGGGCGGGAUCGGAGCAUGGUUCGGCCGAUGGCAUGGACGUGGACUUGCGAUCCAAGUCCCACGGCGCACCGUCACGAGCAGCGAGUUUUUCGGGUCCCAGCCGAUCCACCUUUACGUAUGAUUCGAAUGACACCUCGCUACCGCCAAGGAUCAGAUCACCAGCAGCCUUUUCUACCUCGUCACAGGUGUCGAGGUCAUCAAGGCCGUCGUUUUGGCCUUCGCGAACAUCCCGGCUGCUUGACCAGCUUGCCACCAAUACCACGACGGGGGCGAAGAAGCGGCCAGCGGAGGAGCAAUCGCGGCUACGAGAACACUUUAAAAAUAGAAGACUUCGCAAGAGCUCUGGAGGCAAGUGA
Drechmeria coniospora is the source of this 2118-nucleotide messenger RNA. RefSeq lists its product as uncharacterized. NCBI's taxonomy places the organism in Eukaryota, Fungi, Ascomycota, Sordariomycetes, Hypocreales, Ophiocordycipitaceae. The record is from RefSeq and is a predicted model, not a curated record. The transcript has a single exon. Bases 1 to 2118 code for a protein of 705 amino acids.